This is a messenger RNA of Octopus bimaculoides (California two-spot octopus), 603 nucleotides long. Its product is annotated as interleukin 17-like protein. The record is from RefSeq and is a predicted model, not a curated record. Gene Ontology annotation, molecular function: cytokine activity. Lineage: Eukaryota; Metazoa; Mollusca; Cephalopoda; Octopoda; Octopodidae. Gene Ontology annotation, cellular component: extracellular region.
AUGAGGGCAGUACGGCCUGAAAAUAUAUUUGAUUUAAAAAUAUCAACGAGUGGAACUCUAAAUUAUACGGAAGAGCUUUCAUCCGGCUGUAUGGGUCUCUCUCAAGUUGUAAUAUUUCUCUUCUUAAACUUCAUCUUGAUUGUAUCUUCGGCAUCAAUUCCAACCCGAUGUAAAAUACCAACAGACUUAAAAGUCCGCUACGAGAGCUUGUCCAAGGCAGCCAUUGGCAAUCAAUUUAUUCUACCAGCUGAAAUGGCUCCAGCCGAAAGGAACCAGACAACACUGACCGAUGGUGAUAAAAGCUGCCCAACACCGCCUGUGUCUAGUGAUAUCAUCCGUGAACGUUCCACCUGUCCUUGGUACCUGAAUAUUACUCAUGAUUCAACAGUUUUCCCUCCAUCACGUAGCGAAGCUGUAUGUCGGUGUAGAAAGUGUUUAGAGUCUACGAGUACCAACCAGCAAUGUACGACUGUAUACACUAAAAUGAGUGUCUUGAAACGUACAGGUGAAUGCAUUGAUGGAUUGUAUGUGUAUGAACCACAUGUGAUUGAUGUAGCCACAGCCUGUGUGUGUGCACAGAGGGUUUAUUUCAUUGCUGAUUGA